Messenger RNA from Panicum virgatum (switchgrass), 2111 nucleotides. RefSeq names its product probable RNA-dependent RNA polymerase 3. Gene Ontology annotation, cellular component: nuclear RNA-directed RNA polymerase complex. The coding region runs from base 546 to 1682 and encodes 378 amino acids. Gene Ontology annotation, biological process: siRNA processing. NCBI's taxonomy places the organism in Eukaryota, Viridiplantae, Streptophyta, Magnoliopsida, Poales, Poaceae. The transcript is spliced from 11 exons. Gene Ontology annotation, molecular function: RNA-directed RNA polymerase activity. The record is from RefSeq and is a predicted model, not a curated record.
CCGGGUGCGGAACCUGUCCGCCUUCAUCAAGUGGCUCGCCAAGCAGGAGGCCAUGCAGCGCAACGCCGAGGGGGUCCCCACCGCCGAGAGCGCCGCGUGCAGCUCCGGCCCCUUCCGCGCCUCCCCGCAGGCAAGAAGAUAGAAGAAGUACUAGAGGAUGUAAAUUAUAUAAGAAUCUUGAUUGGGACCCGAACAAGACAAGACUGUACCACUGUAAUGUCGAGAAACGGGAUGAUACCAUAGCUUAUAUCUUUAAGGGUCCAUAUGUGGAGAAUACAAGGACUCAUCUGCAGAAAAUUGUUGGUGAUGACAAUGUUCUUCUUGUGAAGUUUGCAGAUAUACCUGAUCUUGUAAAUAAAAUCGACAAGUUCGGUAUCUACUGCACAUUUUACAGCCAGCUCUCUAAUGAUGGUAUCCUUUUGGGCUUGCGUCGAUAUCACUAUUUCAUUCACAAAGAUGGAGGGAAGGAGGAGAAGCUAAAAGAGGAAAAGAAGAAAGAGAAGAACAAAAAGUGCAGCUCUUCUGUUAGGUGCUAUUUUGUUCGGAUGGAGUCUGGGUGGGAAAGGGAUCACCCAUACCAUCUCUCUGGCCACACAAUUGAGCAGGCCCGCAGACUCUUUAUGCACAUACACAAUGCUCCUACUGUGGCGAAAUAUGUAUCAAGUGACAACGGCCAGCUUUCUGGAAAGGUUCUUGUCUAUAAACAUCCUGGAUUACUUUUUGGCGAUAUACACGAAUUGACUGCAACAUAUAUUGCUGGUUUAGAGAAUAUCGUGGGAAAUUCCAAAUAUGCCAUAUUUUUCCCCACUUGUGGACCACGAUCUUUGGCUGAUGAAAUGGCAAAUAGCGAUUUUGAUGGCGACAUGUACUGGGUCUCAAGAAACCCACUGUUAUUGGAGUGCUUCAAACCACGUAAACCAUGGGUUCGAAGAAUAUCACCGAGAAAGACUGAUCAGAAGAAGCCUCAGGAUUAUCUUGGAUCCAAGUUGGAAUGCAUGUUAUUCCGCGAAUAUUUGAGAGCUAGAUUUACACCCAGUUAUGUCCUGGGUGCAGCUGUAAAUUGUUGGCUGGCAUAUAUGGAUCGGCUCUUGACAGGCGGCAUUCCUAAGAGCGAGCGGAAAGAAAUAAAGAAGAAGAUGCUUGACUUGGUUGACAUUUACUAUUUGGCUUUGGAUGCAGCGAAGUCAGGGAACAAGAUCACUGUUCCUGAAGAGCUGAUGGUCAAGCAGUACCCACACUUCAUGGAACGAUAUCCUGACUACCAUUCGGCAUCUGUGCUGGGCAAAAUCUAUGAUGAAGUAAAAUCACAAGAGUCUGAAGCUGAUCCUUCAAUCAAGAUAGUGCCCCUGCAAUGCUUCACCGAGGUAGCAGUAUCUGAAGAUUACAAGCGCUGUUGGACAUCUCUUUAUCAGGAGUACUUGAGGGAGAGCUCUAAACUUUGUAAGCUGGAGGACAAAGCGGAGAGGAACAUCAAUUUCCACGAACUCUACCAAGAGUACAAGUGGAUGCUGUACAAGGCCGAGGAGUUUGAGUACAGCCCGAGGGAGCGCUUCGAUCUCUUCAACGAGGCCUGCGCGGUGUACCAGUGGUGUACGAGCACGCGACGUCCUGCAACCAGGUCAGCAAGUGCGGCUUCGCUUGGGAGGUGGCCAGCCGCGCGCUGUGCCAGCUGUACACGCUGAAGCACAGCGGUGACACCGUGCUCUGCUCCUUCUCCGUUCUUGAGGGUGCUUUCAAGAAGAACCACCGCACAUAGCGCCUAGCGCUUUGCGUAGUUGGAAUGCCUUUUGUGUGUCAAUCUGAUGGUGGAGCAGCACUUUGUAGUGAUGCUAUUAGGCGAUGCACAAGGUUGCGAAGAAGCAAACCUUUUGGCUACAAUUCACCUGCAUCUGAUACAGAGGACUGUGUGCAUUGUAUGUAUCGCUCCUGGAAGAUCUUAAUGGUGUACGUAUGUGCUAGUAUACGGUAUGUGCAUCGACUGGGUUCAUUCAGAACUAGAAUCUGGAACAUGUCCAAGUCCUCUGUUCUUGGUCGUCCCGGAAUUAACCGAGUAAAGUUGUAGCCUCACCUUCUGUAAUCUGAAUGAAAUGGAGCCCUUUGACACUUAAUAA